GAUCUCGGUAUUACUCGGAUUCGGACUCGGGCUCGGACUCUGAGCCUGCGAGCGGCUGGCGUGCGUUUCGAUAUCACUGCCAGUGGCCUGGCUUACGAGAUGACGUGCGCAUUGUGCAGUGCUAUAUCCUGUCCAGGCUUAGUUACAGGUGCUUUGAGCAAGGCCGGGCACUACAAAUGGGGACCCAGAACAAGGUUGGACAGAUCUUGUAACGCUGAGACAAGAAUAGCCGUCGUCGAUUUAUUGCCCUUGAUAGCACGCCGGUCUGAAUACCCUACAGAUGCCACGCACUAUACACGCAAUGGACCUUCAGUUGAACGCCGAGACAGCGACGUGGCUACAAGAUCAACAUCUUACGUUGAGACAAGGCACCGCUCUUACCCGGGGACAAGCUGUCCAAUUCCAAGGGUUCCCUGGUACGCUAUCACCAAAUCUCAUCCAUUGCCUCUUGCAUGUUCGCAGGCGCAGCCAUUCUGCGCGUGUGGCCAAACUGCCCGUUUUGUCAAAACACCGUCCCGUCACGGUCCAAUCAUUCAACGGGUCGGGCCGGCGUAUCUAUGCAUGUUCCAUCCUUUUCAGCGACCACUCACUCGCGCUGUGUAUGUCUGUACGAGACAGGAAGCCACAGUAAGCAUAUCGGUAUGUACUCUGCCGCUCUUUGUCCCAUACAUGGCAACACUGACGCCGCCCGCGAUGGCCACUCCGCGACGAGUAUAAUUUCGAGCACACCGAGGCUUCCAUCGGGUAAUGGUCCGUGAACACCAUGCAUUAUGUCUUACACAGCCCUUUCUACAACAUCAUCCAUGCCGUCCACUCAGCGCCGAUACGCGCGUACGCAGCAGCGUUGCGGAAUUCAAAGUAGAACUGCAGUAGAGGACAAGGAGUAUUGUAAUCAGCGUACGGAGCUCUUGAGCAUCAAACACGGCCUGCCGCCAGACG
Molecule: messenger RNA, 939 nt
Organism: Fomitopsis serialis
Lineage: Eukaryota; Fungi; Basidiomycota; Agaricomycetes; Polyporales; Fomitopsidaceae
Exons: 1
Coding region: 100-717 (205 amino acids)
Source: RefSeq, a predicted model, not a curated record